Molecule: messenger RNA, 1074 nt
Organism: Panicum hallii
Lineage: Eukaryota; Viridiplantae; Streptophyta; Magnoliopsida; Poales; Poaceae
Product: transmembrane protein 56-B
Exons: 8
Coding region: 219-1010 (263 amino acids)
Biological process (GO): lipid homeostasis
Cellular component (GO): membrane; endoplasmic reticulum
Source: RefSeq, a predicted model, not a curated record
CUCGAUCGACUGCCAACCCCGCUGGAUCGUCGCCUUUCACAAGAGAAACCAGGCUGGUUUCUCGGCGGUCGGCUGGUUCCGCGACCCGGCCGGUAGAGCCGCCGCCGUCUUCUUCUCCGACAGAUCGCACCCGCCGAGCUCUGCGUGCGUGCGUGCCUCGCUUGCUUGCUCGUGUGAGAGACCGAUCGAAUAGCGAGCGAGCGAGCGAAGGAGGCAUCAUGGACGUGGGUUUCGGGCCCGACGAGCGGAUCCUGUGGCCGGCCUCGGUCCUGGCCGGCGUCGCCAUGUGCGGAGCCGUAUACGACUUGACUCGCCGAGUUAGCUCUCGGUGCUUCAAGGGCUACGACGGGCUAAACGAGAUGCACAAAGUCGAGUGGAACAAUAGGGGAUUCUCUACGUUCCACGCACUGGCUGCGGCGGCGGUCUCCUUCUACCUGCUGGUCAUGUCUGGCCUCAUCAGCGAGGACGCUCAUCGUGCCAUCGUGAUAGACAGGAGGUCAUGGCUAUCCGAUGCUAUGUUUGGGGUUUCUCUUGGCUACUUCUUGACAGACUUGGCGAUGAUCCUCUGGUACUUCCCUCGCCUAGGAGGAAAGGAAUACCUCCUGCACCAUGGGCUCUCCAUGUACGCGAUCUCUCUCGCCCUGCUGAGCGGCAAGGGACACGUCUAUAUCCUCAUGGUCCUCUUCACUGAAGCGACGACUCCCUUUGUAAACCUUAGAUGGUAUCUGGAUCGUGCUGGCCGGAAGGAUUCUAAGCUCUACCUGUACAAUGGACUGGCUCUGUUUGUCGGAUGGCUGGUUGCUCGGAUCAUACUGUUCGUCUACUUCUUCACCCACAUGUACCUUCACUUCGAUCAGGUGAGGUCGGUGUUCCCGCUGGGGUUCUACAGCAUCCUGACGGUGCCGCCGGUGCUCUCGCUGAUGAACCUCCUCUGGUUCUGCAAGAUCUGCAAGGGGAUGGUGAAAACGCUGUGCAAAGCGAAGCAGAGUGCGAGUGUGAAAACGGAUUAGGCUGUACCAACGGAUCGAGGCAGGUUGCUGAGAAUAUUUACAGCGCUAGAUUGCGUUCAUUCUU